This is a messenger RNA of Xiphophorus hellerii (green swordtail), 573 nucleotides long. Its product is annotated as ADP-ribose glycohydrolase OARD1-like. The record is from RefSeq and is a predicted model, not a curated record. Lineage: Eukaryota; Metazoa; Chordata; Actinopteri; Cyprinodontiformes; Poeciliidae. Bases 256 to 573 code for a protein of 105 amino acids. The transcript has 2 exons. Gene Ontology annotation, biological process: peptidyl-glutamate ADP-deribosylation.
GAUUGGUAUUUUUGUAACAUCAAAAGUUCAUUUUUGAGGCAAACAGAAAAUCCAGCUUAUUAUAGUUUACUAGGACUAACAACCCCCGGACAAAUUCGGAAAAAAAUUCUGCAAAGUGGGUGGUGCUUUAAGGAACAAUGAGACAGAGCCUAGUGUGGGGUCACAUGUAGAGGGGAUAAGCAAGGCCGUAGUAAGCGCCGUUACCAAUUUGGUACUUUGUGGUUAUAGUUUUCUCCAAGUUGCGCUUAAGAAAGUAUGAACAUGGGCAAAACUGAGAAACUCUAUCAAUCAACCAACUGGACAUUGAAGUAUGUCACCGGAGAUUUGUUCUCCUGUCCACGCGAUGAAUCCUUGGCCCACUGCAUCAGUGAAGACUGUCGCAUGGGAGCAGGCAUAGCGGUGAUGUUCAAGAAGAAGUUUGGUCGAGUCUCAGAGUUAAAGGAGCAGAAGAAGCUUUCGGGGCAGUGUGCUGUCCUGACACAUGAUCAACGUUUCAUCUACUAUCUGGUAAACAUACCACAAUUAUACUGCACAGGACCAAAACCUGUUUCAUUAUUCAAUCUGGUAACUUGA